AUGGUGGAUCAGGACGAGAAUGAAUCCGGUAAUCCAGGACAUGGGAAAAAAAGAGGUAGGCCAUCUGAGCAGUCAUUUAGGGACCUUGUUAGUGAGCCAUCAUUCUUCCCUAAGCCGCCAGAGUUCGAUCGAAGCGAGCAAGAGAUAAAGGAAUCAUCGCUCAUAAAUUUCGAGGGCACCCUCAUUUCCAGAGAGAGAAUCAGGCUGCACAGAAGAGGGAAAGCCCUCCUAUUGAGCAAGAUCAAGAGUGAGGCGAGGUUUGGAACUCUACUGCGAGAGGGACGCCUCCCGAGCCGGGCUUUUAGAGAUGAGGCCUUUUGGCGAAUCCAAGUCAAUUUUGGGCCACCAAACCCUACAACUGAUGAAAAGGCCCUAUGGUAUGGAGUAAAGGGAAGCGUGUACGUUGUCACACUCCCUGCCUUCCAAAGGUUCCUAGAGGACGGGCCAGACGUAGCAGAGCGAUGA
Lactuca virosa is the source of this 465-nucleotide messenger RNA. Lineage: Eukaryota; Viridiplantae; Streptophyta; Magnoliopsida; Asterales; Asteraceae. The record is from the annotation of a GenBank genome assembly.